Cyanistes caeruleus (blue tit) is the source of this 1129-nucleotide messenger RNA. Lineage: Eukaryota; Metazoa; Chordata; Aves; Passeriformes; Paridae. The record is from RefSeq and is a predicted model, not a curated record.
AUGUUAAACCGACCCCCGAAGUCCGCCGGCGCUGGAAGGGCGGGAAAUUCAAACGGGGGCGGGGUUGGGGCCCUUCAGGGGCAGUGCCGGGGUCCCCUCAGGGGCUCCCUCCUUCCGUCGGGGUUCAGGGUCACCAAUGGUGGCAAAACCACCUUGACCAACAGGCUCAUCAAGGCGCUCCCCAACUGCUGCGUCGUCCAUCAGGAUGAUUUCUUCAAGCCACAAGAUCAAAUAGAAGUCGGGGAAGACGGCUUUAAACAAUGGGAUGUGUUGGAUUCCUUGGAUAUGGAGGCAAUGGUGAGCACCGUGCGGGCCUGGAUUGAGAACCCAGUGAAGUUUGCCCGUUCGCACGGGGUGAAUGUCACACCUGGCUCUAGAGAGCCAACCUCCCAAGAUAUCCAUAUAUUGGUCAUUGAAGGCUUCCUGCUUUAUAAUUACAAACCUCUGAUAGAGCUGUUUGACCUUCGCUACUACCUGGCAGUGCCGUACGAAGAGUGCAAGAGGAGGAGGAGUACACGGAACUACACGGUCCCUGACCCCCCGGGCCUCUUUGAUGGCCACGUCUGGCCCAUGUACCUCAAACACAGGAAGGAGAUGGAGGACUCUGGGGUGGAUGUGGUUUAUUUAGAUGGCCUGAAGUCGAGGGAUGAACUCUACAACCAAGUCUUUGAAGAUAUUCACAACAAGCUCUUAAAUUGCUCAUAGGGUCUGGGAAGUUCGGGAAGAGCCGUGUACAGCGCGAUGUAAAUAAUACUUGGAAGUGGGAAUGGGGGAUGUUUGUGUGAACUCCUCUCCCACUGCCCUGUGGCAAGUCCCUUCUGUAUAUAAUUGAAAACUGAGGAUAACUUAUUCCCACCACAUGGACAGGAUUGCCUUGUUGGGGGUUUUUUUUUGUAAUUAUUUUAUAUUCCACUGGCUUACAGAGAAGUUGGAAACAGCAUUUUUAUAGCAGAACCAGUAGAGCUGUGCUGGGAAAGCAAGAGAGCUCCUGCAGACAGGAAGGCUUUGUGCAAGGCUUGUUUGUAACCUCAAUUCAGUAAAAAUCCAUUUCAGCCUCCUUUUGAGGUGCUGAUUUAAUUCAUCACUCAGCUUUUAUUGCAAUAAAAAUUGCGACAAAGCUCAUCCAAAA